AUGCAACUAUGCACAUCAUUAAUAGAUGGGAUUUCACCACUUGAAGAUCUCUUCGCUCACAGUGUUCUGGGAGUAUUUGUGUGGGUCAUAGCUUGUGUUACAUGUUUUGGAAAUCUUGUCACCAGAAGGAGAACAUUUAUCAAAGCAGAAAAGGAGAUGCAUGCCAUGUCUAUCAAAAUUUUCUAAAUAUGUGCUGAUUGUCUUACGGGGGUGUAUUUGUUCUUAACUGGAAAUUUUGAUGUUAAAUACCAUGGACAGUAUAAAAAAUAUGUUGUGCUGUGGAUGGAAGGUUUACCAUGCCAUAACAUAGGGUUCAUUGCCAUGCUGUCUACAGAGGUCUCAGUCCUGUUCUUGACGUAUCUGACCUUGGAAAAGUAUUUAGUGAUUGUCUUUCCCUUCAGUAAUAUCCAUCCUGGAAAGCAGCAGACAGUCUGUCUUCUUAUAUCCAUAUGGAUUGCUGGGUUUGUCAUAGCAAUAAUCCCAUUCUAGGAUGAGGACUUUUUUAGAAAUGAUUAUGGGAAAAACUGUGUUUGUUUCCCAUUGAAUUCUGAUCAAAGAGAAGAAAUUGGAGGCAAUGGGUAUUCCCUUGGUAUUUUUCUUGGUGUGAACCUGCCAGCCUCCAUCACCACAAUGUUCUCAUACAUCAGCAUGCUUCGCUCUGUUCAGAAAACUGCCCUUCAGGCAUCAGAAGUAAGGAGUCACGUUCGCAGGGAUGCUGCUGCUGCCAAUCGAUAUUUUUUUAUAGUAUUCACCGAUGCCAUCUGCUGGAUUCCUGUCUUUGUCAUUGCAAUCUUCUCCUUAUUCCAGGUGGAAAUUCCAGACACUGUCCCUUCCUGGACAGUGAUAUUUGUUCUGCCAAUACACAGUGCCUUGAACCCCAUUCUCUAUACUCUCACAAUUAGUUUCUUUAAAGAAAAGUUGAAGCAGUCACUGGACAGCCAUUGA
Messenger RNA from Egretta garzetta (little egret), 945 nucleotides. RefSeq names its product relaxin family peptide receptor 2 (gene RXFP2). Lineage: Eukaryota; Metazoa; Chordata; Aves; Pelecaniformes; Ardeidae. Gene Ontology annotation, biological process: G protein-coupled receptor signaling pathway. Gene Ontology annotation, molecular function: G protein-coupled receptor activity. The record is from RefSeq and is a predicted model, not a curated record. Gene Ontology annotation, cellular component: membrane.